AUGGAACGCACGUCAUUCGGGUCAGCAGCCGAGCCCCACAACCCCUGGACCACCGCAUCGGCAGGGCUAUAUACUAUCUUGAGACUUGGGGUGAAUGCUGGGCACACCAAGAAAAAGGUGUGGGAGGACGCCACUGUGUCGUCACGUGAGGACGCCUUCCGCAAGGGUCUCACAACUGGGCUUCGCGCACCGAGCGGCAAAGGUGGUCAGCUCAUUGUCCUCCAUGCUGGAAGCGAAAACGGCUUCGUGGAUGGGGCAUCUCUCGUUUUCCGGGCGAAAAAGAGUGUUACCAGUGACUACCACAAUGAAAUGGAUGGCCCACGCUUUGAGAGAUGGUUCAAAGAACAAAUUUUACCAAUUAUUGAGCCACGGAGCGUUAUUGUCAUGGACAAUGCUCCAUACCACAGGGUUCAGCUCGAGAAGUUGCCCUCGACGUCGUCGCUCAAGGCAGAGAUUCAGUCUUGGUUGACUCAAAGAAACAUCCCGUGGUCUAAUGACCAGUUGAAGCCCGAGCUCAUUCAGCUGGUUAACCAAAACAAGCACCGUUUUUCUGGAUACCGGAUUGAUGCCCUGGCCAAGGUUGCUGGUCAUGACAUUGUUCGGCUUCCUCCUUACCAUUGUGAAUUCAACCCCAUUGAAAUGGUAUGGAGCCAGGUCAAGGGGUACAUUGCAGCCAACAACACGUCGUUGACUCUUGCUGGAGUCGAAAAACUUCUGGACGAAGCCAUUGCCCUUGUGACUCCAGAAAAUUGGGCGUGCGACUGCGCUCAUGUGGUGCGUCUUGAAGAGGAGGCGUGGGAGCAGGAUGGUGCAAUCGAAAGCACGCUCGGCAGCAUCAUAAUUACUCUGGGAUCUGACUCCAGCAGCUGCAGUGACAGUAGUGACAGUGAAUUGAGUAGUAUAGAGGAACUCUGGGGAACCCGGUGUGCGCUGGCUCAUGUGUUGCUGAUUGUUUGUGAGAUGCUAUGUAUUCCUUUUUGA
Molecule: messenger RNA, 981 nt
Organism: Rhipicephalus sanguineus (brown dog tick)
Lineage: Eukaryota; Metazoa; Arthropoda; Arachnida; Ixodida; Ixodidae
Exons: 2
Coding region: 1-981 (326 amino acids)
Molecular function (GO): nucleic acid binding
Source: RefSeq, a predicted model, not a curated record